CCGAUCAUUUCCGGGUCCGGGUCGAAAAAAUAUUAGCACGGAUGUGAAUACGAGCUAACAGGUGAUAGUUCUCAAUCACUAAACCGAAACCAAGAAGAGUAAAAGAAAACAUUUAAAGACGCAGUGAACCACUUUAGAGGCUUUUCUUAUCCAAACAUAUGACACAGCAAUGCCGGGGCUCAGUUGUCGAUUCUACCAGCACCGCUUCCCAGAGGUGGAGGACGUGGUCAUGGUGAACGUGAGGUCCAUCGCCGAGAUGGGCGCCUACGUCAGCCUCCUGGAGUACAACAACAUUGAGGGCAUGAUCCUCCUGAGCGAACUGUCGCGUCGACGUAUUCGCUCCAUCAACAAGCUCAUCCGCAUAGGACGCAACGAGUGCGUGGUGGUCAUCCGGGUAGACAAAGAGAAAGGAUACAUUGAUCUAUCAAAAAGAAGAGUUUCACCAGAAGAGGCCAUCAAGUGUGAAGAUAAAUUCACCAAAUCUAAAACUGUUUACAGCAUCCUGCGACACGUGGCCGAAGUGCUGGAGUAUAGCAAAGACGAGCAGCUGGAGAGCUUGUACCAACGCACCGCCUGGGUCUUUGACGAGAAGUACAAGCGGCCGGGAUACGGCGCCUACGACGUCUUCAAACAGGCCGUGUCUGAUCCUUCAAUCCUGUCUGAGCUGGACCUGACAGAGGAAGAGCGGGCCGUACUUAUUGACAACAUCAACAGGCGACUUACUCCGCAGGCUGUUAAGAUCCGAGCAGACAUUGAAGUGGCGUGUUACGGCUACGAGGGCAUCGACGCCGUUAAGGAAGCGCUGCGGGCGGGUCUGGGCUGCUCUACAGAGGCCAUGCCCAUUAAGAUCAACCUGAUCGCUCCUCCCCGCUACGUGAUGACCACCACCACUCUGGAGCGCACAGAGGGACUCUCAGUCCUCAACCAGGCCAUGGCAGCCAUCAAGGAGAAAAUUGAAGAGAAGAGGGGUGUCUUUAACAUCCAAAUGGAGCCUAAGGUGGUGACGGACACGGACGAGACGGAGCUGGCCCGGCAGCUGGAGCGGCUAGAGAGGGAAAAUGCCGAAGUGGACGGCGAUGACGACGCAGAGGAGAUGGAGGCCAAAACUGAGGACUAGAGAAACGAGGGGACAGUCAGUCCAGCAAAUAUGAGCUGCUAUUAAAAGUGCCUCUUUUGGACUUUUAACAGCAGUUUUCUGUUUACCCCACUUGUUUAAAAAAAAAAAAAAAAAAGCGUUGUCGUUUAAGGACACAAUAUGCUUCUAUUUUCAAUGACAUCGCGGUGAUCUUCAAACGAGUAUCCAUGGCGUUGUCACCCAACGUGUUUGGAGGAAAAUACGCAGGCUCUGCUGUUUGGCUAUCAUUCGGUGGUGACAUUUACGGGGUUUUUACCUAUAGAAUCUACUCUUGUCCGUUCGCUUGGCAACAAUAAAAUUCUUGAUCUGA
This is a messenger RNA of Syngnathus acus (greater pipefish), 1445 nucleotides long. It is a transcript of the gene eif2s1b, whose product is annotated as eukaryotic translation initiation factor 2, subunit 1 alpha b. Gene Ontology annotation, molecular function: translation initiation factor activity; RNA binding; ribosome binding. Gene Ontology annotation, cellular component: eukaryotic translation initiation factor 2 complex; eukaryotic translation initiation factor 2B complex; eukaryotic 48S preinitiation complex. The record is from RefSeq and is a predicted model, not a curated record. NCBI's taxonomy places the organism in Eukaryota, Metazoa, Chordata, Actinopteri, Syngnathiformes, Syngnathidae. The transcript is spliced from 8 exons. The coding region runs from base 170 to 1117 and encodes 315 amino acids.